This is a messenger RNA of Rodentolepis nana, 483 nucleotides long. Lineage: Eukaryota; Metazoa; Platyhelminthes; Cestoda; Cyclophyllidea; Hymenolepididae. The record is from the annotation of a GenBank genome assembly.
AUGUUACGCCAAGUGACACGGCAGUUGUUACCAGCCCCCUCACUGCCUCAGUCCUGGUCUCUCAACCACUUGAUAUUUUUUCACCAUUCCGUAAGCCUCAGUAACUGCAAAGACGGUAAAACUUCGAAAACUCCAAUCGAACUGAAUGAUGAUGAACUUGAAGAAAAUUUUAUCCAUGGUUGGGGCCCCGGUGGCCAGGCCAUUAAUAAAACCGCCAAUUGUGUUCGAUUAAAGCAUAUUCCCACCGGCAUCACUAUCAAAUGUCAGGAUGGCAGAAACCUACAAGUCAACCGUCUCAUUGCCAGAAGACGUCUAAUUGAGCAGUUGGAUAUCCACUUUAAUAGAGAAGAAAGUGAGAGAGCUCAGCGAAAGAGAGAUGCCCAAAUAAAAGAGAAUCAUCGCUUUUCGCGGGCUAAACGACGACUAGAAAUGAAGGCGGCUUUCAAGAUGAAACUAUUGGAAGAGGAGGCCAAGUCACAGUAG